Messenger RNA from Cyprinus carpio (common carp), 1814 nucleotides. RefSeq names its product lysophosphatidic acid receptor 6b (gene lpar6b). The record is from RefSeq and is a predicted model, not a curated record. Gene Ontology annotation, molecular function: lysophosphatidic acid receptor activity. Gene Ontology annotation, cellular component: membrane. NCBI's taxonomy places the organism in Eukaryota, Metazoa, Chordata, Actinopteri, Cypriniformes, Cyprinidae. Gene Ontology annotation, biological process: positive regulation of Rho protein signal transduction; phospholipase C-activating G protein-coupled receptor signaling pathway.
CCAGUCCUCACUGCCUUCCAAAAACUCACUGCAUAAACCACAGACUGAGCAGCAGGUUGGAUAUUAAAAGCCUCAUAUGGCUACAACAAAGUGACAGCCUAUGAGUAAGAUCUUGACGAGACAAAGAAGAUCACGCCUCAAGUCACAGAGCGAUGGGAAACCAAUUCAAGGAACAAGAAACUGAAAUUAAACCAGGCUGGUUGGUGGAAAUUUCACAUUGCUCUUCUUCAUGAAGAACGUCAACAGGCUAUGGAUCAACCUUUCAUGAAAGGCUAAAGACUGAGGCCAAGAAUCUUCUGAGCAAUUUGGAACUGUGAAUAUGAAGAACAAAAAUCUAAAAACUGACUUCCUGUGCCGGUAACAAGCUGACUAUUUAUUGAACCAAACGCAAAGCAUCCACUAUGCCGUGUUGAGAGGAAAAAGAAGGUAAACUGAUGUGGUUGCAAAUGCUUAUGUGCACGCUUUUGCACUUUGACAGUAGGAUUAUGCAAUAUGAUAAGAGUGGUAAGAAGGCAGAUCUGUGAAAUGUAUACACACUGGAUUUGUAUACUUUUACAUGGCUCUUCAUAGAAUUUCAUGUUUGGGCUCUCUGACCUUUAAAAGCACUGCCUGAUUCCUUUUAAGCCAAACUCUAAUCAAUGACAAUGACAGAGAUGAACAAUUCAAGCUGUACCAAUGAUGACUUUAAAUAUGUGUUAUACAGCUCCGUAUUCAGUAUUGUCUUUGUUCUCGGGCUGUUCUUCAAUGUGGUGGCCAUGUACAUUUUCGUUUGCAGACUAAAAAUACGCAACGAGACCACAACAUACAUGCUGAACCUCAUGGUCUCAGACACCCUCUUCGUCUUCAGCUUGCCUUUCAGGACGUUCUACUUUAUUAACCGUCAGUGGCCUUUCGGUAAUGCUCUCUGCAAAAUCUCAGUGGCCUUGUUCUACACCAACAUGUACGGCAGUAUCCUUUUCCUCACGUGCAUCAGCAUGGACCGCUACCUGGCGAUCGUUUACCCCUUCGCGUCUAGAACACUGAGGACCAAGCGGAAUGCUAAAAUAGCCUGCUCUGUGAUCUGGGUAGUUCUGCUGUCGGGAAGCCUAACUGCAGGUUUCAUGAUGGACACCACUUCGAUAACAAACAACACAGUGUACUGUUUUGAAAACUACUCAAACUCCCAGUGGAAGUCCAAGGUAUCAAAAGUCGUGGUGCUUAUGGAAAUCGUGGGCUUCCUGAUUCCACUGAUGAUCAACUUUUUUUGCUCCACGAGGGUCCUACAGACCUUACGACACCCGGAGAGCAUCAGCCGCGGAGGGCAGCUGAAUAAGGCUAAGAUAUUGCGCAUGAUUGUUGUGCACUUGCUCAUUUUCUGUUUUUGCUUCAUUCCGUACAACGUCAAUCUGGUAUUCUACACCCUGGUUCGAAGUCAGGUUAUUACAAACUGCACUGUGGAGUCAGUGGUCCGGACAAUUUAUCCAAUUGCAUUUUGCAUCGCCGUGACCAACUGUUGCUUUGACCCAGUGAUCUAUUACUUCACCUCCGAGACGAUUCAGAACUCCAUCAAACGGAAGUCUUAUGCUCGCAAAAACACGCUAAACAACACAAUUGACAAGAGUGUUAACAACAGAAGUGAUUCGAUGAAUAAAAUUGCAUCUCUUAAAGUUAAAUUCAUCAUUGAAGAGUCUACAAUAUGACCGAAGUUCAGGCAGCAAUUGUUUUGUUUUUUUUACCAUAUUCUCAUCUGACAUACUCAGCCAAUGCAUACUUAGCAAUUGGUUGGCAUGGGAUGUAUUUGACUGAUAACUAACAGAAGACUACUGAACUUGAAG